Molecule: messenger RNA, 1553 nt
Organism: Chara braunii
Lineage: Eukaryota; Viridiplantae; Streptophyta; Charophyceae; Charales; Characeae
Source: the annotation of a GenBank genome assembly
CGGUGGCGUUCUUCAACCAGGGAGUCGUGCGAUGGACUCCAAUCGGCGGACAGUGGGAGGCGAGGGUGCUUUCGGCGGUGGUCGUGACAUGCAGGACGGGCAUUUGCACGCACGGCCUCUGUAUAGCGGCCCAGCGACAACGAGCAUGCCCCUUUUCAACGGUGGUCGCCAAUGUGCUUCGCCGGCUGGACGUGCGUGUUUCCGUGCAACGGCGCCCAUGCAGUCGUCUGCGUUCCAUGGAGCAUACGGCGGGCAGUUCAGUGAGCACAUGCACGCCGGUCCAGUGCAUGGAGGUCCGCUGGGGGAGUUGCACCAGGUGGACUCGCCAUGGUCUCCACAAUGUGGGCAGAGCCCGUGGCGAUUGUUCGGGGCGAGGGUUUCCCCGUCUCCAGCAGUUGAUGAUGAUGGAGAGAGUACCUGGACCCGACCGGAGUCGAGGCCGAUGUCCCUUGACACGCGAAUGGACCCGCCUUACGAUGACGGUGCCAGCGGUUUUGAAGCAGGUGACGAUGACUGCGUUGCGGAGCAAGGAAGUGUCGAUCCCGUUCGCGAUCAAAGCGAUGUGCUGAAUAGUGGUGGAGCGGGGGAGGCGGGUAACGGACGGCCUGCGAACGCUUGUCCGCCGGCUCCGAAGAAACAGAACGUACCGUGGACGUUGGAUGGGCGGAUAAAGCUUGCGAUGUUGAUGGGUGAGGAUGAUGCCCUCAUGGCAGAUGCCCGCGGGCAACCCGGUUUUAAGCAGAGGAAGGAGCGGUAUGUUUGGGUGAACGAUAGGACGAAGGAGGCCGGGUUGAAACAUAGGAGCGUUGAGGACUGCUGGAAGAAAUGGUCGAACAUGCUGCAUACGGCGAAGCUCAUCGUUGCUGCAAAGAUCCGGCGAACGGAGAAGGGGAAGGCGAGUACCAUUGCUACGCCGUUGAGCAGGGCCAUGGAGGAUUCCACUCGGUCUUACUGCGAUGGCCUCGACAAAGCGGCCAGUAGCCUGACAAAAGCCACCGCAGACGUCGGCUCUGCAAUUGCCAGUCAGAUAGGAGACGUGGCUGAAGCGAUGCGCGGUGGUCACGAUGACGAUGACGAUGAUGAUGAUGUUGAUGAUGAUGAUGAUGAUGAUGAUGAUGAUGAUGAUGAUGAUGAUGAUGAUGAUGAUGAUGAUGAUGAUUAUGAUGAUUAUGAUGAUGAUGAUGAUGAUGAUGAGGAUGAUGAGGAUGAUGAGGAUGAUGAUGUCGUCCACGCGGGUGAAUCCUUCCUGUGCAGGAAGCAAUCAAUGCCCGCGCGGACGCCGUCCACUGUAGUGGCUUUAAUUCAAAUUGUCCGCGUCACGUCUGCGAAAAAACGUGAGGAUGAGCAUUUCUGUUUUCCCGGUAUCAAUGCUAUGACAUCAAUUAGGUUCUUCAUGUCAUGUUUGUGUUUACUCACAUGGGAAUGCCUGCGAAUGUUUUCUGUGGAAAUGUCAUGCAUUACGGAGUACACAGAUUGCAAUUUUCUAUUACGUCGGUUAUCCCAUCAUUAAUUUUCUUUUCUUUUCGCCAUCGCAAUCAACUGAACGAGUCCGU